CAGCAUGAGUCUCCACGGGAAAGUGGCUCUGGUCACCGGCGGCGCGCAAGGCAUCGGAAGAGCCGUGGUGGAAGAUCUCCUGGGGAAUGGGGCGAAGGUUGCACUGGUAGACCUGAACCAGUCUGUGGGAGAGGAAUGUAAAAGUGAUCUAGAUGGCCAGUUUGGAGAGGAUAACUGUAUUUUUAUCCAGUGUGACGUGACGGACGGGGGGAAACUUAAAGAUGCCUUUCAAAACACAGUAGAGAAGUUUGGACGGCUGGAUAUUGUCAUCAAUAAUGCUGGAAUCAACAACGAGAAGAACUGGGAAAAAACCAUUGAAGUAAAUUUGACAUCCGUCAUAAAGGGGACAUAUUUAGCACUAGAACACAUGAGUAAAGAGUACGGAAAGGAAGGAGGGGUUAUCAUCAACGUCUCAUCUAUGGCAGGAAGCAGGUCACCUUGCUGACUACACAAAUGAAAUGCAGCCAGCCACAUACCAGCACAAACCAUAACAAUGCAUGGAAGUUUGUUGAGAUUGAACCCAAGAAUCAUCUUUUUGUUGAUAUACAUUUUUAAAAUAAAAUAAAAUAACAAAGGACAAACUAAUUUUUAAUGUGAUGCGGCAGCAUUUGAUAAACACACUUAAUACAUCUACCCGAGUAGGUGUCAGCAUUAAAGGAACUCUCCACUUUUUUUCAAAAUAGGCUCAUUUUCCAACUCCCCUAGAGUUAAACAGUUGAGUUUUACCGUUUUCGAAUCCAUUCAGCCGAUCUCCGGGUCUGGCGGUACCACUUUUAGCAUAGCUUAGCAUAGUUCGUUGAAUCUGAUUAGACCAUUAGCAUCUCGCUCAAAAAUGACCAAAGAGUUUCGAUAUUUUUCCUAUUUAAACCUUGACUCUUCUGUAGUUACAUCGUGUACUAAGACCGACGGAAAAUGAAAAGUUGCGAUUUUCUAGGCCGAUAUGGCUAGGAACUAUACUCUCAUUCCGGCGUAAUAAUCAAGGAACUUCGCUGCCGUACCAUGGGUGCAGCAGGUGCAAUGAUAAAAAGUAGAGUGUUCCUUUAAAGUGCCCCAUUAUGCUUUUUCGGAUAUUACCUUUAACAUAGUUUGUUAUAUAGCUGUUUAUGAAUGUAAAAAGUUUGCAAAGUUUCAAAGACAACAAAUGCAUGAUAAAUGGAGUUAUCGUCUCCCAAAAGAAACUGUCUUCCUAACUGUCUGAAACAAGUCAUCAGUAAAUCCAGUCUUACUUCCUGCACGAACCUAUGUUGAUUUGUUACAAAUUUGUAUAAUGCUAGCCUAUGGUUUUCAUUGGCUUCCCACGAAUAAUGUCUACUUUAAAUCGUCCUCAAACACUGCAAUUAUUUAAGGCCUGGAAGAGUUUGGUUCAUGUUGUCGAAUUUUGUUCAUGUUGUCCAAGGAAAGGACUUGAGCUUGAACUAUCUUUGUGUAUACAAGUGCUGAGGAAGCCUUCAUACAGCUGAGGAGCUGUAAUUCAGAUAUGGUCAUGGGCAUUUCGUUAUUGACAAGUGUUGUAAGAGGUAGACAAAUCACAACAGACUGGGCCAUCUGACCAAUCAGAGCAGAGUAGGCUCUUGGAAAGGAGGGUUUUAAAGGGGUUUUAUUGAACCAUUUCAGACACUGUGAGAAAAAAAGGUGAUGCAGCAAUGUAUAUUAUGAACAAAUUAAAGUGUUUUUUUGUUUUGUUUUGUUUUUUACCUUGCAUGUGAACCUAUUGUAGGAGACCCCAAAACAAAAUGUAAAAUCACAGGAUAGGGCUAUUUUAAGUCCAAGACCACUGCAUCAAUGAAGGGCCAGUGUAAAAUAUACAAAAACUUUUUGGGAACAGCCAUUUCAACAGUCAGGAAAUUGCAAAGUGUGAGACAUUUUGCAAAAUGUAAAAUCUGUCUCACACUAAUCAUUUACAUUAAAUUACUGGGACAUUCCUUGCUUUAAUAUUGUAUAACCCUGUGCUCUAUCUCUGACUAUUCACACAAGCAAAUCCAAGUUCCCACUAAAAAAUAU
Molecule: messenger RNA, 2001 nt
Organism: Ctenopharyngodon idella (grass carp)
Lineage: Eukaryota; Metazoa; Chordata; Actinopteri; Cypriniformes; Xenocyprididae
Gene: hpgd
Product: 15-hydroxyprostaglandin dehydrogenase
Exons: 5
Coding region: 5-445 (146 amino acids)
Cellular component (GO): cytoplasm
Molecular function (GO): oxidoreductase activity, acting on the CH-OH group of donors, NAD or NADP as acceptor
Source: RefSeq, a predicted model, not a curated record